This is a messenger RNA of Cuscuta epithymum, 735 nucleotides long. The record is from the annotation of a GenBank genome assembly. NCBI's taxonomy places the organism in Eukaryota, Viridiplantae, Streptophyta, Magnoliopsida, Solanales, Convolvulaceae.
AUAUUUUUCGCUUAAAUAUAUGCCUAUCCAUUUCCGUCAAAAUCUCUUGUGCAACACAGCAGCAGUUUUCCCGUCGCUGAUCGGAAUUCCGAUGGAAGCCGAGAAGGAUUGCUCUUUCAACCAAGACUUGAUUCACGAAAUCUUCAAGCUCGUCUGGAGAAAAACUGCUGCAGAUCGCGAGAAAAACGAAAUCUCCCAAACUAUGGAUGCCGAGAUUGUUGGAGCAGCUACCACCUCCAGGAAAAACCGCCCUACUUCUGCAAAUGCAGCUGCAGUGAAGCUUAGUUGUGAACUUCUUCGAGUUUUUGUUGCAGAAGCUGUACAACGUGCUGCUGUUAUUGCUGAAGCUGAAGGUACUGAUAGGAUUGAAGCAACACAUUUAGAGAGGAUACUUCCACAGUUACUUUUGGAUUUUUGAGGUACUCCUGAAACAUUGAGUUAUGACUUAAGUGCAACUGUGCAAGCCACACAGAUAUUACUGGAGAUUCAGCACUUCAGUGAUUAACUUAUAAUCUGAUUAUGGUAUUUUUAAAACCAUAUUCUGACAAUUUCUGCAUUGAAGUGGGUAGAUGAUAUGUAAUAUUUUCUGGAAACAAAUUUGAUUUGAUUUGUAAAUAAAAUGCAUUUCUUUUUAAGUUUUUAUAAUUAUCGAUUAGACUUGCUGUAAACAAAUCUUUCUGCAAACUUUGGAAAACACGUUCCAUGUUGAGUUGGUAUAUAUUUGAAUUUUAAGGA